Molecule: messenger RNA, 3023 nt
Organism: Kogia breviceps (pygmy sperm whale)
Lineage: Eukaryota; Metazoa; Chordata; Mammalia; Artiodactyla; Physeteridae
Source: RefSeq, a predicted model, not a curated record
CAUUGGGUCUUCGUUGCUAGCGCGGGCUUUUCUCUAGUUGCAGAAACCGGGGGCUACUCUUCGUUGCAGAGCAUGGGCUUCAGCAGUUGUGGCAUGCGGGCUCAGUAGUUGUGGCACGCAGGCUUAGUUGCUCCGCAGCAUGUGGGAUCUUCCUGGACCAGGGCUCGUACCCGUGUCCCCUGCAUUGGCAGGUGGAUUCUUAACCACUGCACCACCAGGGAAGCCCUAAAAGUUCUUUUUAAAAGAUAACAUGAUGAAAUCACAGUUGCGUUAUGAUUUUGUAAAUAUCUCAGGUGAGUCCUUUUAUAUUAGAAGAAGAAUUUUUUAAAGCACCUGGGAAAGGAACCAUGGACUGCACUCUUCUGCUUAUCUUCUUGGCACAGCCAGUCCUUAACCUGAGAAAACUCAAUACAUUCUAGACUGUCCUGAAAGCCUACAGUUAAACAUUAGAGUGUGAAGGGACCUUCAUGGUGGUCCACAGUUAUCCCCUGCUUGUAGCAGAGAUGGCUGAGGUGCAGAGAGGGGUAAAGAACCCAUCUCUGGUCUUUAAGGGAGGUGAUGGCCAGGCUUGAGGGUCAAGUGUACUAGUGGUUAAUCUAUGGCCCAUCAUAGCCUACCAUGGGGCCACAUAGUCUCCCUCAAACCGUGAAGUGGAACCAGUUCAGCAUUCAUCCCUUGUAUAUGCAUUUAAGGAAAAAGAUGGUGUUUUGCCUAAUUGGCAAAUGAAAGCUUGUGGUUUGAUGGUAUUCAACAUGGCACUCGGUUUCUUUCUCUCUUGCAGACGAUUCAGUGUGGCUCUGAACCCGGUAGGUGCACUAGAAACAGGGCUUUACAUCAAAAGCACGGUUGGACCUAUAGGGGAUCCGAAUCCCGGCAGUAGGUCAUCAGAGACCAGGCACAGGGUGAACCAUUGCUUUGUUAGCUGAUGCGGGUGAAGCCUCUAUCUGCUCAAGGCAGAGCUCCCAGGGUUUCGGGUGGGCUGGACUCCUGGCAAGUUAGAGGCAAAGGAAGGGUGAGAAUCGCCAUGCAAGGUAAAAAGGGAAGCCUGCCACUCCUCGGAGGGAGAUCAAGUGCCAUGGGAGGGAUGUCACUUACAGUUGGGAACAGGAGGCAAAUGUUUUAGAGAAGAAGGAUUGUGGGAGAUUGUAGCAUUUGAAGAAUGGGUGGGCUUCUGCCCAAGAAAUGUGGAUGGACAGGGUGAGCUGGAGGAGAGAUGGUACCAGCAGAGACUAGGAGGUAGGAAAGGAGAGUCAUGGGGGCCAGCUGGCUGGAGUCCAGGAUGAGGUGUGGGGAAGGCAGGACUGAUCCUAAUAAACAUGUCAAAUAUAUUGGAUACACACAUACGUAUGAAGGGACCCGGAGUGGUUACACGUGCUCUGUAGGUUGGGACCAGGAGGUUGAGCAUCACCGCGGCUGCACAUCAACCAGCACUGAGAAAUGUCUGGCCUGCCUUAGCUGGAAGAAGAGAUGAAUUGUGAGAGGUGGUCGGGGUGGGUCACGUAGAGCAGGUGGCAUUGGAUUGGGCUGGGGAGGGGGGGAGGUCCAUGGGCAGUCUUGCCUUCUCCCAGGACCAUCUCCAGAAUGGAUGGUCCGACACACCCUGACCCCAGGAGACUUGAGGGAUCUCCGAGUGGAGCCUAUUAAAAGCAGUGUUGUGCUGGAGGACUAUUCAAUUUUGAUGAACAUAAGCUGGAUACUCCGGGCAAAUGCCAGCAUAUGCUUGUUGAAAGCCACCAAGAUCUGCGUGACGGGCAAAAGCCACUUCUAGUCCUUCAACUGCAUCAGGUGCAAUUACACUGAGGCCUUCCAGACUCAGACCAGACCCUCUGGUGGCAAGUGGACGUUUUCCUACAUCGGCUUUCCUGUAGAGCUGAACACAGUCUAUUUCAUUGGGGCCCAUAACAUCCCCAAUGCAAAUAUGAAUGAAAAUGGCCCCUCCCUGGCUGUGAACUUCACCUCACCAGGCUGCCUGGACCACAUAAUGAAAUACAAAAAAAAGUACGUCGAGGCAGUUAAUCUGUGGGAUCCAAACAUCACGGCUUGUAAGAAGAAUGAGACCAUGGUAGAAGUGAACUUUACAACCAGUCCCCUUGGAAACAGAUAUGUGGCUCUCAUUCAAACUACCACUGUAAUUGGGAUUUCUUAUGUGUUGGAGGUGCACCAGAAGGAACUAACUCGAACUUCCGUGGUGGUUCAAGGGACUGGGGAAAGUGAAGGUGCUGUGGUCCAGGUAAAGUUGAACGAGAUGCUCUGGGGAGGGGAGGAGAGGGGAAGGGCACUGAAAUCUUUGUUUUCUCCAGGCAGAAGUGUGCUGGGUGGAUGGCUGCCUCUCUUUCUUUCGGCUCUGCUGGUGGCCACGUGGGUGCUGGCGGUUGGGAUCUAUCUGACCUGGAGGCAUGAUAAGGAAAGGAUCAAGAAGACUUCCUUCACUACCACACUACUGCCCCCCAUUAAGGUUCUUGUGGUUUACCCAUCUGAAAUAUGUUUCCAUCACACAGUUUGCUACUUCACUGAAUUUCUUCAAAACCACUGCAGAAGUGAAGUCAUCCUUGAAAAAUGGCAGAAAAAGAAAAUAGCCAAGAUGGGUCCCGUGCAGUGGCUUACCACUCAGAAGAAGACCACCACAGAUAAGGUCAUUUUCCUCCUUUCCAAUGAUAACACCAUGUGUGAUGGUACCUGUGGCAAGAUGGGGGGCAGCCCCUGUGAGAACUCCCAAGACCUGUUCCCCCUCGCCUUUAACCUCUUCUGCAGCGAUCUGAGAAGCCAGACUCAUCUGCACAAAUACGUGGUGGUCUAUUUCAGAGAGGAUGAUACCAAAGACAAUGACACUGGGCUCAGUGUCUGCCCCACAUACCGCCUCAUGAAGGAUGCUACAGCUUUCUGCACUGAGCUUUUCCACGCCAAACGUGUGUUGAUGGGGAGAAGGGUGCACGCCUGCCACUACAGCUGCUCCUCCCUGUAGCCCAGACACGAAGCAGGAGACCUUAAAGCCUUCCUACUGCUCCAAUUACAGGAGGAAACCA